Messenger RNA from Camponotus floridanus (Florida carpenter ant), 4303 nucleotides. Its product is annotated as NPC intracellular cholesterol transporter 1 homolog 1b. The transcript is spliced from 23 exons. Gene Ontology annotation, molecular function: lipid carrier activity. The record is from RefSeq and is a predicted model, not a curated record. NCBI's taxonomy places the organism in Eukaryota, Metazoa, Arthropoda, Insecta, Hymenoptera, Formicidae. The coding region runs from base 353 to 4108 and encodes 1251 amino acids. Gene Ontology annotation, cellular component: membrane.
AUAUUACAUAUUUUUGAUGAAAUGCGUAUGAUGUUUGAAGUUAGAAUCGAGUGAAAUUGCACAACUUGUUAUGUUGAUUAAUGUAAUCAAGUUUAAAAGUUUUAUUACUGUAUAGACAAGAAAAGAAAGAAACACGAUAUGAAAAUUAAUUCGAGAAAGUGCAUUGUCGAGAGAUAUUUAUUAAGUGUUUUUAUACGCGAUAGACGUUUGUAAUAAAUAACAUCUUCAGCAAACUGCGAAUCCAAUUAUCAUUGUCUUGUCGUGAAAUAUCGAUACAUUAUUCGAGCCAAAUCGAGCAUCCUUUUUAAAACAUAAAUAUCUCGAUUAAACGGUUCUUGAUUAUAUCUACGAAAUGAGACGGGUAGUGUUCAGUCUCCUGUUCGCACUAUGUGGCAUUUUGAUCUCGGCGAAAGAAGAAGAAUAUCAUUGUGUCUGGUACGGUCAAUGCGGAAUAUCAGGUAUUUUUCCGCGAACUUGCGUGGCAAAAAAUAUUACCGCCCGGUCGAUCAACAAUCCAGAAGCCGAAGAUAUUCUGCAAAGAAAAUGUCCGCAUUUUUUCGAAAAUGGUGAAGAAUCACCGAAAAUAUGCUGUAAUGCCGAACAAAUCAUUACGAUGGACUCUAGCAUGGACAUGGCCGCGGGUGUUUUCAGCAGAUGCGCUACCUGCAUAAAAAAUAUGUUUCGUUUCAUCUGUGAUAUUACUUGUAGUCCCAAACAAAGUCAAUUCGUAAAUGUAACCAAGAGUGCCACAGAAGAUGGCCACGAAUAUGUUGUCGAAUCUGAGAUCCACGUGACGGAACAAUAUAUAAAUGCCACGUACGAUUCCUGCAAAAAUAUUAUUAAUCCUAGUACAGGAAGAUUGGCGAUGGACCUGGCCUGUGGCUCGCACGGGGCCAGUGGAUGUUCUCCUAAAUUGUGGUACGAGUUCAUCGGCGAUACCAAUACGAACCCUAUGACACCUUUUCAGAUGAAUUACGUUUAUGAUAUACCUGACAUAUGGGGCGAGGAUCCAUGGGACGCGGAAGCAAAAAAAUGCAGCGAACCUUACGACAAUUUUUCAAUACCCUGCAGUUGCGUUGAUUGUCCCACUGCGUGUCCUUUUACAAAAUUAGAAAUUGUUAAAGAUACUUUUAUGAUCGGUAAAUUUAAUGGUUAUGGUGUUAUAGCGGCUAUAUGUGUCGUCGUAUUCACAAUAAUAGCGAGUUUUAUAUACGGCUUAUUACUACGUAUAAAUAAAAAUCGUAAAGGUUCUUCUAAGACACCAGUGAGAAAAACUAAUCGAAAUUGUAGCCAACGUUAUCAAAAAAAUUUUGAAAUAGCUUUUGCUGCGUGGGGAAAAGCAUUCGCCAAGUAUCCUGUUGUCAUCUUGUUUACAAUCUCAUACAUCGUUCUCGGUCUGAGUUAUGGAAUUAAUUAUCUAGUGGUCACAAUUAACCCAAUAGAAAUUUGGGCGUCACCAAGUUCUAGAUCAAGAACAGAAAAGGAUUACUUCGAUAAUAAGUUCCAGCCAUUUUAUCGAACUGAACAGAUUUUUAUAAAAUCUAUUAAUCUCAAUAUAAUAAAACAUGAAACUGCGAAUGGAAUUAUAGAAUUCGGACCUGUGUUUAAUAAAGAGUUCUUAUUAGCUGUAUACGAUUUACAACAGCAAAUCCUUCAGUUAGGGCAAGAAACCGACGAAGGAUUGGAAAAAAUUUGUUACGCUCCUGUACAAAGUGAAUUCAUUGGACCGAUCACUCUCGACCUUUGUACGGUGCAAAAUGUAUGGGGAUAUUUUCAAAACAACAUUGAGUUAUUUAAUGAAACGGAGACCUCCGAUGGAUAUGAAAUUAAUUACUUAGAUCACUUGUAUAAAUGUAUGCAAAAUCCUUUUAAUCCAGAUUGUCUAGCACCGUAUAAAGGGCCAAUAAUACCUGCUAUAGCCAUCGGAGGUUAUCUAAAAGAAGGCGAAUACGAUUCCGAGAAUUAUAAUAAAGCAACAGGAUUAGUUUUAACAUUUCUAGUGAGAAAUUCGCUUAAUGAAGAGGAUCUUGUGCCAAUUAUAAAAUGGGAACAACGCUUUCUCGAUUUUAUGGCAAAAUGGGACCAAAAUGAUCGGCCAAACUUCAUGGAUGUCGCAUGGACGACGGAGAAAUCGAUACAGGACGAACUGGAUAGAACUUCGAAAGCGGAAGUGAUAACGAUGGUCAUCAGUUAUUUACUCAUGUUCGUUUAUGUCGCUCUUGCUUUAGGAAGGAUCAAACUUUCUCUUAUUGGCUGCUUCAGAGAAAGCAGAAUCGUGUUGAGCAUCGGUGGCAUCAUUUUAGUUAUAGCAUCGGUCUCUUGUUCUCUCGGAGUUUUUGGCUAUGCUGGUGUACCAACUACUCUGCUGACAAUCGAAGUAAUACCUUUCUUAAUACUGGCUGUCGGAGUUGAUAAUAUUUUCAUUUUGGUACAAAACCAUCAAAGAAUACCCCGACAUGCUGAUCAAUCAAUCUCAGAGCAUAUUGGUACAGUUAUGGCUGCGGUAGGACCCUCGAUGUUACUCACCAGUAUGUCAGAAUUUUUCUGUUUUCUCAUCGGAGCGUUUUCUUCGAUGCCUGCUGUUAAUACCUUCGCGAUGUACGCUUCAUUAUCAAUCUUAAUCAAUUUCCUCCUUCAGAUAACGGCUUUUGUCGCUUUAUUAGCUCUUGAUUCGCGAAGAGCUGAGAACAAUCGUCUGGAUGUUUUUUGCUGCAUUUCUACUAAGGAAAAUUCAGAAACUGAAGGUUAUAUAUACAAGGGUUUUGUCCAUACAAUCUUUGAGCGUAUCUACACACCGUUUCUUAUGAAGACACCGGUCCGAAUGAUUGUUCUAGUAAUUUUCGUUGCCGUUGUAACUACUCAUGUUAUAAUUGUACCGCAAGUCGAGAUCGGACUGGAUCAGAAACUUUCGAUGCCUGAAGAUUCUUAUGUUCUCAAAUAUUUUAAGUACAUGGACGAACUUUUGUCAAUGGGUCCACCAGUAUACUUUGUAUUGACAAAAGGUCUAAAUUACAGCAACACAGAAGUACAAAACGUUGUGUGUGGCAGUCAAGGAUGUAAUACAGAUUCUUUGUAUUCGCAAAUUUAUUCGGCUGCCAAACAAUCCUCCAUAUCGUAUUUGUCUAAAGCAGCUUCCUCUUGGAUAGAUGAUUACAUCGAUUGGUCAACAAUUGACCAAUGCUGUAAAUAUUUUCCAAAUAAUCAGUCGUUUUGUCCGCAUAAUUAUAAACAAGUCUGUAAAAAGUGCAAGAUUCCUGUUGACACAAAUACUUCUCGUCCGGAUGAAGAAAACUUUAGGAAGUAUAUUCCUUAUUUCAUACAAGACAUUCCAGAUGAAGAUUGUGCAAAAGCCGGAAGGGCUGCUUAUUUCGAUGCAAUAACAUUUGACUAUGACGAAUUUAAUUUGACCAACGUGGGCGAUACGUAUUUUAUGGGUUAUCAUACACCUCUAAAAAAAUCGUCUGAUUGGUACGAAUCGUUGCGUGCUGCUAGAGCAAUAUCUGAAAAUAUUACAAAUAUGAUUAAUGAUGCCAACAUAUCCAAAGUGGAAAAAGUUAAGGUGUUUCCAUACAGUGUUUUCUAUGUAUUCUACGAACAAUACUUAACAAUAUGGUCGGAAACACUGUUAUCAAUAGGUCUGUCUCUCGUUGUGAUCUUUGUAGUAACGUUUUUCCUCACUGGAUUAUCAUUUUUCUCUGCUGUAAUUGUUUUUCUUACCGUAUUGAUGACAAUAGUUAAUAUAGGAGGAUUGAUGUAUUGGUGGAACAUCACUUUGAAUGCAGUAUCUCUCGUAAAUUUAGUUAUGGCGUCUGGUAUUUCUGUCGAAUUUUGCAGUCAUAUAGUGCACUCUUAUGUUACUUCUACAGCCAUUACGAAGAUUGGUAAAGCAUCGGAGGCACUUUCUGUUAUGGGAAGUUCUGUAUUCUCAGGAAUCACUUUAACUAAAUUUGUCGGAAUUACGGUCUUGGCGUUUGCAAAAUCGCAGAUUUUCCGUGUUUUUUACUUCAGAAUGUAUCUAGGAAUUGUUUUAUUUGGCGCAGCACAUGGCUUAAUAUUUUUACCUGUAUUGCUAAGUUUUGUUGGACCUCUGAGAAAGUACAGUACAUAGAAAUGGAAAUGCCACUUCAAGAUUAAUUCGUCUAUGGAUUAUCUAAAUAUCAUCAUUAACAUAAAAAAUUAAUGAACAUGAAUUAUAUUAUUAAUGAUAUUAUUAAACUGAAUAUGUGGUUCUUUGUGUAUUAAUUAAUGUAUUAUACUGUAUGUGAUCAUGAUCAAUGUGUGUGAAUCAAAACAUAAUUUUCCA